Molecule: messenger RNA, 1714 nt
Organism: Phalaenopsis equestris
Lineage: Eukaryota; Viridiplantae; Streptophyta; Magnoliopsida; Asparagales; Orchidaceae
Product: lipase-like
Exons: 8
Coding region: 131-1528 (465 amino acids)
Source: RefSeq, a predicted model, not a curated record
UUCUAUUUGUCCCUUAUCCUUUCCACAGUUGAAGAGAAGAAAGGAAACAGUGGAGAGGAAGAAGGUUCAGAAAAACUGCCUUCUUCCUCCCUCUUCCCUUUCUUCUGCUUCUUCUCCUCUAAUCAGGAGAAUGGGAAGACUAUCGAUUGGAUUUCUCCGCUUGAAUGAGCUGCUCCUCAGCUCUGCCGUCCAUCUUCUCUUCGGAUUCUAUAUCUUCAGCUCGGCGGUGGCCUCCGAUCUAUGGCAGUCUUUGCCCGGCGGCAUCCGUCCCUUUUCUCCUUCAAAUGAAGUUGUAAAAGAGGAGGAUUCGAAGGUUAAGAUGGCGGCUAUGGAUGUUUCCCCGCCGCCGCCGAUUGUUCUGGUUCACGGGAUUUUUGGAUUUGGUAAAGGGAGGCUAGGUGGUCUCUCCUAUUUCGCCGGAGCAGAGAAGAAGGACGACCGGAUCCUUGUUCCUGAUUUGGGAUCUUUAACUAGCAUUCAUGACAGGGCACGGGAUUUGUUUUACUACUUGAAGGGAGGGAAGGUGGAUUAUGGAGAAGAGCAUAGCAGUAUAUGUGGCCAUUCUCGCUUUGGCAAGCUUUAUGAACAAGGAAAUUACCCUGAGUGGGAUGAACAUCAUCCAAUCCAUUUUGUUGGUCAUUCUGCUGGAGCUCAAGUUGUUAGGGUUUUGCAGCAGAUGCUGGCUGAUAAGGCAUUUGAAGGCUAUGAGAACACUUCUGAGGAUUGGGUGCUAAGUCUUACUUCCUUAUCUGGAGCCCUUAAUGGAACCACCAGAACCUAUUUUGAUGGAAUGCAGCCAGAAGAUGGGAGAUCAAUGAAAACAUUCUCUCUUCUGCAGCUAUGUAGAUUGGGAGUCAUAAUGUAUGAUUGGGUUGACAAUGCUUUCCUUAAGAACUACUACAAUUUUGGUUUUGAUCACUUUGAAAUGGGAUGGAAGAAAUCUGGUUUCUUAGGCCUCAUUGAUUUACUCUUAGGGAAUUCUGGUCCAUUUGCUUCAGGAGAUUGGAUUCUGCCCGAUCUUACAAUUCAGGGAUCAAUGAUUUCAAAUGCGAGUCUGCGAACUUUUCCAAAUACAUACUAUUUCAGCUAUGCGACAAGGCGAACAAGGAAGAUUAUGGGAAUCACCGUGCCCUCGAGUUUGCUUGGAAUUCAUCCGUUGUUCUUUAUCAGAGUCUUGCAGAUGUGUCAAUGGCGUUAUCCUAAAGAUUUGCCGCCACCCUACAAAGGUUAUAGGGAUGAGGAUUGGGAAGAUAAUGAUGGAGCACUCAACACUGUAUCAAUGACCCACCCUCGAUUACCAGUGGAACACCCGAGUCAAUUUGUCAUUGAUGAGUCGAAGUGUAAUCCUUUGCAACCCGGGAUAUGGUACUACAAGAUUGUCGAAGCGGAUCACAUAUUUUUCAUUAUAAAUCGGGAGAGAGCAGGAGUUCAGUUUGAUCUUUUGUAUGAUGGCAUCUUUGAGCGCUGCAGAAAGCAUGUUUUCCGGACAACACCGCCACCAAUAGUUCCGAAUCAGAUUAACAAUUAGACUAUUUUUUUCACCAUAUUUAGUGAAAGUUUAAUUCCCAUGAGAAAAAUUUCUUCUCUACAUUUUUAAGAAGGAAGAUUUACAUACAUACCAUUCAAUUCUUAUGUAUUCACACGUAAACAUCGGUUUUUCUUAGUUGUGCAUGAAAAUGUGUAUUUCACUCUUUAAAAGUGAUAUUUUUGAUGU